AAUCUCCUUUAUGGAAAUGAAGAUCAUUUUGCAUAAAAGGUUGUGGAACAUUAAGGUUCCAUCACAAGCUGAGCACAAAAGUCUGAUGCUGAAUGAAGAGAAGGUGUGAAAUAUAGAUCGCCUGAGUCUUUACAUUUAACCUUUAAAUCUUCAACGUUUGCCGCUACUUGAUUAUGAUGAACAUGUUCAGUCUCUUGUGUCUGAUGGGUUUCCCAUUUGCUCUAUCCAUCCAAAAUUGGCCACAAGUUGUCCCUCAUCUCAUCAAGCAAGCAAUGACAUGGCCAAUGGCACAGAAUUACUGCAGGACAAACCACCUUGAUCUUUAUACAAUUACAGAUCCAAGUGACCAACAAAAGCUAAUUAAUGCAAUGAAUAGGAAAAAUUAUUUACUGCCAGUCUGGACAGGUCUGUACAAUGACCUGGACAGCUGGUAUUGGUCCUAUAAUCAUUUGCCAUUGAAGAAUAUAACUCUAAGGAGCUUUGAACCAGGAUACCCUGAUGAUUAUGGAAUAGAUGUGUGUGGUACAAUAUACCGGCCAGAAACCUGGUGGCCUCUCGACUGCACUUACAGUUUUCCCUUUAUUUGUUAUGAUGCAGGGAACAGUUAUGCCAACAGGUUUGUUUGCUACAUUCUGCCUACCUAUACUUGGGUUCAGGCUCAGACAUAUUGCCGAACCUAUCACACAGAUUUAGCCACCACGACCACCACCGAUGACCUCACCCUUGCGGUAAAAUGCAUAAAACCGACUACCUGGAAUGUUGCUUGGAUUGGUCUAACAAGAGAAACUUGGAAGUGGUCAGAUGGAAAUGUGCCUUCAUACCUCCCAUGGGCAGUUAACCAACCAGAUAAUAAGUAUCCCUUGGCGAAUUGUGGAAUUGCACAAAACGGACUCCUCGCUAAUACUAUAUGUUCAGGCGCACACUAUUUUGUCUGUUCUGCUUAUCUACAUAGGACACAAGUACUGAAACUGCAAGUGAUGUCGGAUGUGAGUGUGCUUGACCCUGCAGUGCAGUCGACUAUUUUAGAUUUGAUCAUCCAGAAACUGCAGGAAAAUGGCAUGUCGGUGAACAUCACAGUAACCUGGAAGGUGCAGCCAGACGGAAGCAUCUUUUACAAGAAGGGAAACGACAACAAAUAAGCUGCAAAUGAUCCUGGUUUAAAGAUUCCAGCUAUGCGUAAUGUGAAUAUAUACCUGUGAUAACGAUUCAUCUAAUUAGAUACAUGAAAAACAAGUAGAAUGACUUUUAAAUGAGGAAAUACAAGCAGAUGACAAUAUAUGUAGUGAGAAUGUAUAAUAUUUUUAUUUGAGUGAUAGAGAAGAAAUAUUUUGUUGGGAGUAGAGGUUAGAGUUAUAUGAUAUUAAUUAUAUUAUUAUAUUAAAGUUAUUGUUAGUCUAUAGACAUUCAGUAGCUGCUAUUUAUUUAUUUAUUUAUUUAUUUAUUUAUUUAUUUAUUUAUUUAUUUAUUCAUUUAUUCAUUUACUUGUUUAAUAUUUAAAAAGAGGAACCAGGUAGUAGCUGUGAUGUUAAUAAUUAUCCAGUCUGUAGUUAUUGCACAUGCUCUUGACUGUUAUGUUCAUUUCCCAUGACAUUAUAUGACAGUAGUGACCUUUACCACUUUACCACAUCCACUAACAUGCUUCAUGAUGCCUCUGCUUAUUACAGCUCAAUUGAUAGUAUCUGUGCCUUUCAUUAACAUCUUACUUAUCAUUUGUUUAUUUAUUGCUGUCUCUACAUUCAUAUUAUUAAAAUAAAUUAAAUAAAAUCAAAAAAAUGUUUAAAAAUGUCUUUCCUGGAAUCAGUAAAGCCUGGAAGCUAAAGGUUCUUUAUUUUUUCUUUUGUCUGUCUAGCUACAUACUUUGUAUCUGUGUUGGUCAUUAGGGAUUAAUAUAGAUGUAACAUUUUAGAUUUUUCAAAAAAUAUGAAGAAACUGCGAUAUCAGGAAUUCUAAUUUCACUUGAUCUCUGAGUCAUAAAAGAAUUUUGUUUUUGUGUAAUCGCAGUUUCUAUUCAGUGCAGCCAGAAAACCUUUUAACCCACAUUAAAAUCUCUUCCACUUCAUUUGCACUGUUUUAAAUAAACAAUUUGGUGGUCAAUACAUUCAAAACAAUAUGUUUAGGGACGUACAGCGGCCAACAACAGCAGCAAGAACAACAACACAACAAAAUCACUUUUUAAAUCAGAUUGUUUGUCAAAAAUGAUUAUUCCCCACAAAAUUAGGUCAAAGGCAGAUAAAGAUCACAUUCAACUUAAGCUUUUUGCUGUGAUUAUUAGAAAUAAAAAAUAGGUAACGUAAA
Messenger RNA from Tachysurus fulvidraco (yellow catfish), 2295 nucleotides. Its product is annotated as putative C-type lectin domain family 20 member A. NCBI's taxonomy places the organism in Eukaryota, Metazoa, Chordata, Actinopteri, Siluriformes, Bagridae. The record is from RefSeq and is a predicted model, not a curated record. The transcript has 6 exons. Bases 174 to 1139 code for a protein of 321 amino acids.